AUGGUUUUGUUGAAGAGGAUUUCUGAUGAUAUGGAAGAGAUUGAAAACAAGAAGAUUGGCCUCCGUCGAGGUCUUUUAACGUUGAUGUUAGAGUGGAAAUGUUUCGAACAACACUUGGAUUUAACUGGAACAAGGUUGAAAGAAUGCUUCAAUGAACUCGAAUCCAGAGAGAAGCAUCUGUGUUCUAUUCAAGAAUCAAUAGGUGAAAGCUUAAAGGAACUUGAGUUAGUUAGAGAAUCACUUAACGCGAAAUGUGUUGAAGUUGAGGAUAAAGAAAGACAGAUUUCAGAAUAUAUUGAUGACUUGAAAAUGAGAGAGGAGAAAGAGAUGUCGAUUCGUGGUAUGCUUGAGGUAUUUGAGAAUGUGAUCGAAGGAAGGCUUAAGGAGAUUGAUAUGAAAGAGAACAAAUUUUACGAGCUAGCUAAUGAGCUCGAUUCCAAGGAAGAAAGAUUGAAGACACGAGAGAAUGAAAUGAAGGCGCGAGAGGAAGAACUUGAUUCUGCUAUGUUGUUCAAUAAAAUGCAGCUGGAUUCUACGAGUCAGUUGAGUACACGAGGAUGUGAUUCGAGGAAAAUAAGCUGGAAAAGAGAGAGGACAAUGUUGGUGGAGUUUAACAACCCAUUCAAAAGGCCAAAGGCAGGAAAAUCUUCGGAAUAUAGCAUGGCUGUUGAUACAAGCAAUGCUGAAUUGGCGAUAAUUUGUUCUGAUAUGAUUGUUCGUGAUGACUCUGAACCAGAAUCGGAGACAGAUCAUAAAGGUAUCACACAAGUAUGUGACUGUCCUCGUGCUAAAUUUCACGACUUUGAUAAGGGGAAAAACAUAGAAGAUUUUGACGUUGAUCAAAUUUGGGCGUGUUAUGAUGAUUUAGAUGGUAUGCCUAGACUCUACGCGCGAGUUGAAAAGGUUUUUACUCCCAAAUUUAAGUUACAAAUGGUCUGGUUAGAGGCUAAUGCAGAAGAAGAUCAUGAGUUACAGGGUAGUUGUGGUACAUUUAGACUCGGAAGCUCUCUAGACGUCUCAGAACACCUUAUAUUCUCUCAUCAAGUGCAAUGUGAUAGAGACGAGCAUGGUUAUUAUCUGAUAUAUCCUACGAAAGGUGAGACUUGGGCUAUUUGGAGCUCUGAACUACUAGAAAACCAUCAACGACAGCUUAAGUAUGAGAUCGUAGAGGUACUUUCUGAUUUCGUUGAUGAUGUUGGUAUAAGUGUUAGUUAUCUGUAUAAAGUCAGUGGAUUCAUCAGCAUUUUUGAAAGGAGACGUCGUGGAAAUGACUCAUUUGUGAUACCAGCAAAUGAAUUACACAGAUUUUCUCAUAAAGUUCCCUCCUUUAAGUUGACAGAAACGAUAAACGAGUCUUUUGAACUUGAUCCUGCUUCACUACCUGAUUUGUCAGAUAAUGCAAGGUACAACGACAAGUUUAAGGUCGGAAAUGACGUCUCUAGCUUCAAAAUGGAUCAACCUGAAGAGUCUUAGGCAGGAGAUUUCCUUUUAU
This is a messenger RNA of Solanum stenotomum, 1492 nucleotides long. RefSeq lists its product as uncharacterized. The coding region runs from base 1 to 1473 and encodes 490 amino acids. The transcript has a single exon. Lineage: Eukaryota; Viridiplantae; Streptophyta; Magnoliopsida; Solanales; Solanaceae. The record is from RefSeq and is a predicted model, not a curated record.